AUGCCACUAAGCAAUGACAGACCGCAUAGGCGGGCCCACGUAGCAUGCAAGGCCUGCAACGCUCGCAAGGUUAGGUGUACCGUCACCUUGUCUGGUCCACCGUGCGCCAAUUGCGCCGUGGACAAUGUCCUCUGCGAGAUACAGAGCCGCAAGCGGAGACGAAAUACGGACCUGUUGCCUGAAGUGCCUGGAUCGGAGGCGCAAGAUAGUCCAGGUCCCUCUCAGCACGGACAACCAACCCCAGAAGUCCAUACGUCGCAAACCGAGAGCCCACAACAUGGUACCGUCGUUGUAGCAACGGACUAUGAGCAACCCCAAUGGGAGAGGCCUGGAGAGCUUGAUGGUCAUACGUCCCCAAACCAGUUGCCUCGGGCUCAAAAUCACUCUCCUGAUGUGGCCAGUCGGGAAACCAUUCCCGUUGGACACGAGACCGCUGGUUACGAAGCUCCGCCAGCUCCAUCCGCAGAAGUUCAUCAACCAGAGCACAUCGAAAGCUUCGACACCCCAACUUCAUCUGCGAUCGCCAAUGACACCUCAGCAUGGGCCGAGACUCUCGAGGAGGGUGAGAGUCAUGUCGACCGAGUGCCGUUCUACCCAGGUGAUAAAAGAGGUCCCGCUUUUGUCAUAGACAUUUGCAACCCUCAGCGGUCAACAAAUAGCAACCAUGCUUUCGUAGCUAUGCCGUCAAUGGAAUCCCUUCGACCAGAGGAGAUAGAGUAUCUUCGGUUCAAAGGAUGCUUUUCUCUGCCUCCUCGUGAGCUACGAGAAGCUCUCGUGAGAGCUUACUUCCACUACAACCACCCCUUUGAGCCAGUCCUAGACCCCGAGGACUUUUUCAACAAGUACAGCAAAGGCCAUCUCAGCUUGUUGCUUCUGUGGAGCAUGUUUGUGUCUGCCGCGAGCUUCAUCGAUGACAAGUUGUUUGCGGAAAGCUUCUAUGACUCCCAGCUUGGGUUUAAGCGCACGGCAUAUCAGCGAGCCAAGGCGUUGUAUGAUGCAGACUACGAGAAGAACAAACUUACAUUGAUUCAGUCCGUGUUCCUUAUGGGACAUUUUUACGCCAAUGCCGAAGAUCGCAUGGGACCUUGGCAUUGGAACGGCAUCGCUAUUAGUCUGUCUCAUACCAUCGGCCUGCACAUGCUUACAUCCCCAGCACAUGAAGGCAUUCAACCAUCAUGGCGCCGUCUUUGGUGGUGCAUCUAUUACCGUGAAGUUUGGCUCUCGCUGGGCCAAGGCCGACCAAUGCGCAUCUCUCUGGAUCACUGCUCGACUCCGAUGCCUGGGCCAUAUGACACUAGCCCUGUGUGUCCGCCGGAGUACCAGUACUACUUACCCGAGCAACUUGGCACUUUGCUUGGCAUGUGGCUAGGCCUGAUCAGAGUGACACGUGUUUUAGGAAGAAUAUUGUCGACCAACUAUGCCAUCAAGGGGGCAAAGCCGUCAAGAAACGACAUUGAGAGAGACGAGAAUGAGAUCCGAGCCAACUGGUUCCCGGACGGAAAAUACGACCAAAAUUCAGUUCUAGAGUCCCAUUUAUACCAAUUUCGACUCCAUGUUCAGGCGGCAAUUAUUGCUCUUUACCGGCCGUUCCUCCGCGAAACGCCCCAUGGGGUUCUUGAAGAUCAUGUCGACUCUUGGCAGACGUUGGCGAAUAACAAGGUUCGGGCGGCGGCUUCUGACGCAACCAGUGCUGUCAACUCGAUGAUGGCGGAGGAUCUGAUAAAAUACACCCAGAGUGUUGCAAUCCUUGCUCUCGGCCCGCCGAUGCAGGUCCACCUACUUGAACUGACGUCAUCAAGGCGAUCAUCGAGCCAAUUGGCAAGGCAUAACUUGGCACUCUGUAUGCUUGCUCUAGAUGGGAUGCGAAAGUCUUAUAUCUCGGCUGAUGCGGCCUACAAACUAUUCGACCGCGCGAGGAGCAUGGUCGAGAAGACUCGGCAAAAAGCCGAGGCUGCCUCACGAGAGCCGACAGCUGUGCCAGAGACGCAGGGAAUUGAGACUACGCAAUGGCUUGAUGAUUCUGAGGGUUAUGAUUUUGCGUCGACGGGGAUCUUUUCGGCGUUUUGGACGCCAUUUGCGACUUUCAUACCAGAUGACUUUUCGGGAGCUUCUUCCUAG
Molecule: messenger RNA, 2118 nt
Organism: Fusarium keratoplasticum
Lineage: Eukaryota; Fungi; Ascomycota; Sordariomycetes; Hypocreales; Nectriaceae
Product: Zn(2)-C6 fungal-type domain-containing protein
Exons: 7
Coding region: 1-2118 (705 amino acids)
Biological process (GO): regulation of DNA-templated transcription; DNA-templated transcription
Molecular function (GO): DNA-binding transcription factor activity, RNA polymerase II-specific; DNA binding; zinc ion binding
Source: RefSeq, a predicted model, not a curated record